AUGUCUCGCGAGGAUAAUGGUGACGUCUUUUCACGACUCGGUGCGGGAAUACAGGAUCCGCAGCCGGGCGGAAAUAUUAAGGAACUGAACGCCAAGAGCAGAGCUGGUUUACCGUUGAUCUGCACCCAUGUGGUCGAAGGCCACACGAACUCGGUGCUGUCGAUAAAGGUAUCGAACGACACGCUGUUCACGGCGGCCGCCGAUCGUACGGUGAAGGUGUGGGAUCUGCGUUCCAACUCGACCCCACACUGCUUGACCGGCCACCUCGGGCCGGUUGCGGCCGUGGAGUACGAUCCGAUGAGCAAUCUGCUGUUCUCUGCCUCGGGCGCAUUCGUCAAGGUGUGGGACCUGCGCAACAGUAACGUUCGGCCGAUCAUUACGCUAUGCUCCUCCGGAACGACUCUGCCAGCCGCUGCGUCCCUCUCCGAUCUGGUUCCGGGCGAGAGCUCGAUUACAGCGCUCACCAUGGGUGCUUCGGGUAAGCUGUACACCGCGGCCUCCGAUAAGGUCCGUUUCUGGGACCUUCGGCAGUUUGCCUGCCUGGGUCGGCUGUCCGGAGGACAUCAGGCGGCGGUUAUGUGUCUAACGGCAUGGGAAGGUCCAAAUAGUACCGACCUGGUGGCGACCGGUUCGAAGGAUCACUACGUCAAGGUGUUUGAGGUCAACUCGAUCGGCGGGGUGGUGCAACCGCUGCUGAACCUCGAACCACCGCACUACGAUGGUGUGCAGGCGCUAGCCGUGGCCAACGAUGCCAUCGGAGUCGAUGCGGAGCUGUUUUCCGGGAGCAGAGACUCCGGGAUCAAACGGUGGGACCUGCGCAACGGCGAGCUCAAGCAGUCGCUCAACAACGCACACAAGGGCUGGGUCUCCGGGAUGGCCAUUUACGGGGACAUUCUGCUGUCUAGCUGUCGCGGUGGCGUUAUUCGCCUAUGGAAUAUCAAAACUUGCGACAGUCUGGCCGAAAUGAAGACGGAACAGUCGAUCAACGAUAUCGUGACCAGUGAUAAUCGCGUUUUUACGGCCUCCAACGACGGAAAGGUUCGCCUGUGGCGGGUCUCGUCGGCUAUUCGACGGCUAGGACCUGACAGUAUAUGACGCCAACGCACGGAAGCAAUGCCCGAACGGAUGUAUUACAGACAGAGUAGCAUGCGCCACAUGGCGCAUUCGGAGCCCUGCGGUGCCGACGAUAGAGCCGCAGGUGGCACCUGCCCUAGUAGCAAUAGACCAUCAUUCACGUCAUCCUCCUCAUCUGCUACUGCCUCAUCGUCAUUAGUCACCUCAUCCACACCAAUGGCAUUCGCUUCCGUGCCUAUAGCUUUCGCUAAACCAUUAGUGCCCAACGCUUUGCCGUCGGCGGCUUCUCCAGCUUCGUCGGUAACGGCAAGCUCGUUAAGAAACAGUAGACUUUACCGCAGCCUCAACCACAACUAUCUCAGCAUACUGAGCCGCACGAACCGAAGGUAGUGAAAAGCGUCCGGACCCACGGUUCUGGCUGGGUUCAUUACUUAGGCAUAAGGUAGCUCGACACUUCGCAAUGGGUCCGUUCCUCAAACCGAUCCGGAUGAAUUCCAAUUCUUGAAAAUCCCCCCAAAAUCCCCUUCCAUUUAUCUAAGAUUGCCGCACUCUCUACGUAACGAAAAGGGGUCACAGCAGGGCAACGGCACGUUCAGAAAUGUUCGUUUAUUCUUUCAAACCUGACACCAGCUUUGGAUUUUGUUAUUUGUUGCAAGUGUAAAUCAUUGGCAAUGUAUUCGAUCCAAUUUUGGCCGUUUACUGGCCGGAACAUCCCUGACAGCGAAUUAAUGGUAGCUCAGUGUAUUCGCUUUACUUUUCGUACGUUAUAUGCGUUCGCGGCUUAUAGGUUUUGUUUCGAAUAAUUCCAAAUAUAGUUUAAUGGUUGUGAUUUUAGUUUGUAAAAGAAAUCUAUAAGUAUUUUUAUUUUUACUUAUUACAUAUAAUCGAAAACAGUUUGCAGUGGAAGUAUGUGGGAUAAAGUAAGACUACACUCAAUGACAAUUAAUGCUUAAUUUUAACAGUAUUCUCGAAAGCCGGAUUACGGUUAAUGUUUGAAUUUAUACAUUUAUUUGUUGCUGCUCCUGCCACAGUUAUCAGUAUUUUAUUAGAAAGUACAGCCAGGUACAGCUUGUCCCGGUCGGUGAACCCACGAUCGGGAUUCCACACAAGACAAGCUAUUGUGCUGAUUGAAAAGUAUUCCACUGAAGAGAUAGUUGUUCCAAUGGCAGUAAUUGUGUUAGUUUGAUUUGUUCUGAUUCGGCUGACCGGCUGAUUGAGUAUAUGCGAUGGACUUACGGACUAAAUCUACGGGGAACAGUGCAGGGAAAGACGGGCUAGUACAGGGUUGAUGAGAGUCAUUGUAGUUAGGAUGGCACAGCGAACCGGCUGCUAAACCGAGACAAAAGUGUAGGACGCAAUAGAAAAGAUAACGAGCUCAUUAUCGAGA
Anopheles cruzii is the source of this 2461-nucleotide messenger RNA. RefSeq names its product kinesin-like protein KIF21A. The coding region runs from base 1 to 1095 and encodes 364 amino acids. Gene Ontology annotation, molecular function: protein binding. The transcript has 4 exons. Lineage: Eukaryota; Metazoa; Arthropoda; Insecta; Diptera; Culicidae. The record is from RefSeq and is a predicted model, not a curated record.